Messenger RNA from Strongylus vulgaris, 390 nucleotides. NCBI's taxonomy places the organism in Eukaryota, Metazoa, Nematoda, Chromadorea, Rhabditida, Strongylidae. The record is from the annotation of a GenBank genome assembly.
AUGGGAUGCGGUGAAGCGUUUGAAGGUGUAGCCGUUGGUGCAGAUAUGUAUCAUGUUCAAAAAGUGCGAGCAUUUAUUGGACCGUACUGUAAUGCUGAGCUUGAUGCUGUCGCAAAAAUGGCAACAUUUUGGAAUGUACCGAUUGUUGGCUACAUGGCUUCAUCUAAUGCAUUCGCGGACAAAUCGAUCUACAAAACUUUGGCGCGUGUCUCUCUUCGAACCACUAAUUCACUAGCUGAAGCGGUUGCAGCUCUUCUAACACAUUAUGGUUGGACUAAGGUGGGCCUAGUGACCAACACUGGAACCCUUGCCUUUGAAAGAGUACAAGCCUUUGAAGAAGUCUUCCAUAUGCGAAAGAUCACAGUUCUGAAGAAGGUGAGGCUAAUUUGA